CUUUGUUAAAGGAGUGGUUUAGGAGAAGGACACAUUCCUGCCAAGUACUUACUUUCAGCCCUGUCUGUGCCGACCUGAAAUGUGAGUAAAAGUGAAUGAGCAGGAUUUCUCCUAAAUUGCCAAACCUAAUCUGCAGGUGGAAUGCGCAGAUUUAAUUUAAAGCCUGGAGUCGCCCUGUAAAUCUAACAUGCUGGACUGGAGGUUGUUACAAAGCAUGGGAAGCAUUGAAUUGAAUGUGUUUGUUCUUUGGAACAAUAGGUGGCAGUAUAAACUUGCUUAGGCAUUUUUGCAAGGCAAGGAUGACUGUUGACAUUUCACAAUACUGUGUGUACUAGAAAUAGGGAAAUGAGAGUGUCAACAAGAGGGACAGAGUGAGACCAAAUGGACCAGAAGAUGAGCACUGAGCCUCUGAGUCGUUCUGAGGUGUUUGGACAGCUCAGGAGGGAGCUCUAUGGAGAGCGGCAGUCCAGCCAAUCCAGCACACACAUAUUCAUCAUCCUCGGAGCCUCUGGGGAUCUUGCUAAAAAGAAGAUCUAUCCAACUUUAUGGUGGUUAUUCAGAGAUGGGCUCCUCCCAGAUGACACCUACUUUGUGGGUUUUGCUCGAUCUAACCUGACCAUUGAAGACAUCAAGACAGCAUGUCUGCCUCAUCUGAAAGUCACUGAUGAAGAGACCGAGAGCCUCUCAGCCUUCUUUAGUAAGAACUCAUACCUCAGAGGCCGGUAUGACGACAACAGCUCCUUCGCGCAGCUUGAGGUUCAUCUGUCAUCUCUGCCAGGGGGAGUGGAUGCCAACAGGCUCUUCUACCUGGCUCUGCCCCCCACUGUCUACCACCAUGUCAGCACAAACAUCAGAGCCCACUGCAUGGGUCGCAAAGGCUGGAACAGGGUGAUUGUUGAGAAACCCUUUGGCCGGGACCUCCAGAGCUCACAGGAGCUGUCAGCCCACCUGUCCGCCCUGUUCGUGGAGGACCAAAUCUACCGCAUAGACCACUACCUGGGUAAAGAGAUGGUCCAGAACCUCAUGGUACUCAGGUUUGGAAAUCGCAUCUUUGGACCCAUAUGGAACAGGAACAGCGUUGCAUGUGUGGUCCUCACCUUCAAGGAGCCUUUUGGCACGCAGGGCCGAGGAGGAUACUUUGAUGACUUUGGCAUCAUAAGGGAUGUCAUGCAGAACCAUCUCCUGCAGAUGCUCUGUUUGGUUGCCAUGGAGAAGCCUGCCUCCACCAGCCCAGAUGAUGUGAGGGAUGAAAAGGUGAAGGUGUUGAAGAAUAUAGCUCCUGUUGCUGUGUCGGAUGUGGUGCUCGGUCAGUAUGUGAGGGACCCAAAUGGGGAAGGCCACUCCAAGUUGGGAUACCUUGAUGAUCCCACUGUACCGGAAGGCUCCUGCACACCAACAUUUGCCACCGCAGUGCUCUAUGUCCAGAAUGAAAGAUGGGAUGGGGUUCCUUUCAUCCUCCGCUGUGGUAAAGCUCUGAACGAGCGAAAGGCAGAAGUGCGUUUGCAGUUCACCGACGUGCCAGGAGACAUCUUUAACGAGCGCUGCCAGAGAAACGAGCUGGUGGUGCGGGUGCAGCCAGACGAAGCAAUCUACCUGAAGAUGAUGACCAAGAGGCCGGGGGUUUACUUCAGCCCGGAAGAGACUGAGCUUGACCUCACAUACAAGAGCAGAUACAAGAAUGUGAAGCUCCCAGAUGCUUAUGAGCGACUGAUCCUGGAUGUCUUCUGUGGAAAUCAGAUGCACUUUGUGCGCAGUGAUGAGCUGCGGGAGGCCUGGAGGAUCUUCACCCCACUUCUGCACCAAAUAGAGGAAGAGAAGAAGAAUCCCAUCCCUUACACCUAUGGAAGUCGGGGUCCAAACGAAGCAGACGACCUUGUGAAGAGGGUGGGAUUCCGCUAUGAGGGGACAUACAAGUGGGUGCAUCCCCACAAAAUGUGAUACCUUCUGUCUCACACUCACGUGCACAUGAACACACAAACACACAAACACACAAACACACGCUAUUGUUGGCAAGUUUACAAAAAAUAAAGUUUACUGCAUAGUUUUUUCAGCUGUGUCAUUGAGUGAUUUUGUCUGCAUGUUAAAACACCACUGUUUAAAAAAACAAACAAAUCAAAACCUACAAGUGGAGAUUAAAUGACUCGCUGCUUGAUUUAAGUGUUCACCUGAAGAUUUGAAAUUUAAAAACAAAUCUUUCACUCUUCUCACUCCCUUCCCCCCCUUUUUAACACCACCUGCUAACACCUGAAAACCUGUAUACACAAGAUUGUUUGAAUGUCACAAACAUAAACCUGUUCUCUGUUAUUACCGUCAUCACUAAAAUAUGACAACACUGAAAGAAACAUUUCCACACCAUACGGGCUUGUUGGUCUGGUUUGUAAGAUUAGGUGACUCCCUUAAUAACAGUUGGUGACAAAGGAGAAACGUUUGAAUGUGCCUCAUUUGCUAAGAAUGGCUGCUAGGUAGGUGUUUUAAGCUAUACUGGUUUAUCAGGUAACACUUUACAGUAAGGUACAAAUAUUUUGCAUAGUUAGUGGGAAACAAUUGGGAAACUAACCACUAGGUAAUGGGCAGAUAGUGAGUACUUCCUCAUCACAUCACAUCCCACUAUGCAAAAUAUGUGUACCAUAUCUACCUGUUAACUAAUGGUUACCUAGUUAGCUCCCCAUUCAUUUCCCACUAACUAAUCAUUAGCUACUCUAGAACAUGUGAUGAAGAAGUACUCACUAUCUACCCAUUACUUAGUGGUUACUUAGUGGUAACCUAGUAGUUUGUUCCCCAUUCUUUUCCCACUAACGAUGCAAAACAUGUGUACCAUAUCUACCCAUUACUUAGUGAUUACUUAGUGGUGACCUAAUGGUUUGUUUCCCAAUCGUUUCCCACUAACUAUGCAAAAUGUGUGUACUUUAUUGCAAAGUUUUACCAUUUAUCAACUGUAUAUUUAUGUCGCUAUCAUUUGGAAUGGUUCAUUUCUCUCAAUACAUGAAAAUGUUUACUUUUAGUAAAGAUUUAGUUUAGUCAGAUUUCCUUUAACUGCUGACGUUACCUAUGUCUUUCUUCACCAGGUGCUUUUCUUAAGUUGCGGCCUCCAGUCAACAAAUUCAAACAAUAUUUCUACCCAAUAUCCCAAUCCUGCCAAGAGUGCAAUGUGAUGAGCAGCAAAGAAGAGCGUGUUAAAAUGACUUUUCCCUCGGACUGUUUAGUUUGUUUUAUCAUCUGUUGCGUAAUUAACAUUUACAGUAUGCAGUCUAUUAGUAAGGAAGCAAUGCAUCCACAAAAAAACAAUGGAUAUAUAUUUAAAUUCAGGAUGUAUUUUUUGAACAUUGGUAUUUGCUGAUAUCUGCCCUGAUGACAGACAUCAGCCCAUAAGCAAAUGAUGUGGCAUGAACCCAUCAGUAAGUGAUCCAUACCAGCUGUGAAGCAUAGGCCUUAGUUAGUUUCCCUUACUGCUGAUUCAGUAAAGAGGUUUUUUUUUUUAUUGGACAGAAGAAGUUAUCUGUCAACUCUGAUUUGUUUUCAUGGUUAAAUGUGAAAUACAAUGUCUGCAGUGUGGGAGGAUGACUCUGUCCCUGUGAAAGAGCAGUAUACAGUUUGUAAGACAUGUUACAGUGAAAUGUUGAAAGAGGUGACCAUUAAAGUCAAUUUGAAUACAUAACAUUCCUUAGCUGAAUUAAAAAAAGGCAAACAAUUACAAAGAAGUGAUGAAAUGAACAUCGGUUUCAGAGUCAGCCGUUGGCAACAUUGUUAUUUUCAACGUCUGCCCUAAUUUUUUACAAUUGGUGCAUCUUUAUCUAAAAUGCAAAAUCACCAAAUCAAAUUGAGUUUGGAUAUGCCACUGGAAAAAAAAGUUGCAACAAUAAAGCAUACAUCGCCA
Molecule: messenger RNA, 3874 nt
Organism: Labrus bergylta (ballan wrasse)
Lineage: Eukaryota; Metazoa; Chordata; Actinopteri; Labriformes; Labridae
Product: glucose-6-phosphate 1-dehydrogenase
Biological process (GO): glucose metabolic process; pentose-phosphate shunt, oxidative branch
Cellular component (GO): cytosol
Molecular function (GO): NADP binding; glucose-6-phosphate dehydrogenase activity
Source: RefSeq, a predicted model, not a curated record